This is a messenger RNA of Dipodomys spectabilis (banner-tailed kangaroo rat), 1160 nucleotides long. RefSeq names its product chromosome unknown C19orf81 homolog (gene CUNH19orf81). The transcript is spliced from 5 exons. Bases 1 to 834 code for a protein of 277 amino acids. Lineage: Eukaryota; Metazoa; Chordata; Mammalia; Rodentia; Heteromyidae. The record is from RefSeq and is a predicted model, not a curated record.
AUGUAUCUAGAAAGCUGUGAGGAGGGAGAGAGACAGACAGGAAGCUAUCCAGGCCGAGCCCUGCAACCCCACCCUGAAGUCCAAGUCCCCAGUUUCCUCUUCAGAGCCCCACCCCCGCCCCCAGAAGUACCAUGGCAACCGGACCCCCAGAGGAAACCCCCUUUCUGUGUGUCACCUGCGUGUAACCAGUUCAUGCGAACUGUCCGUGUGGACCUGGAGACUCCGGAGGAGAUACAAGUUCGCAGCCUGGGCAGGCUCUUCAAAUCCUCGAAGCAGUACAUGAGGCAUGUCAUCGCAGAAUAUGAGGCACUGGACAGAGACCUCCCAUGCAUCCGCAAGUUCUCCACCCCUCCCGCCGCCCAGCCGCUCUGCCUGUGCAUGGAGACCUCAGAGGAUUUCACCCACCUGGAGGUGCUGCAGGCGCUGGAGGCCGAGUUACCCGGGGCCAUGGAGGGCGGGCGCGUGAACAGCAUCCGCUUUGAGAACAUGAACGUCAUCUGCGGGACCGCGGGCCGCCGAGACCGACGCGCUCGCGCCUGCUGCGCUCGGGCCUCAGCCCCCGCGGGCUCGCGCACCAGCUGGUGCGCCACGACGACCUGCUGCUGGACGACUACCGCCUGCACCUGCGCCGCUCUCAGGUCCGACGGCGCAUGCUCGAGGCCCUGGGGGCGGACCCGACCGAGGAGGAUUGACGCGCAGGGCGGGUUCCGGCUGUGCCUGCGCCCCGCCCCGCUGGCUCGGGAGACCCAAUCCCCAACCCCGGAGGACGAGGGAGCGGCGCCUCCCCAGGAAGGAGGCGGGGCCGGCUCGAGGGGGUGGAUACUGCGAGUUUAAUUAUAAAGAAUGACCUGGUACAAAAGCCAUUUCUGUCUGCAAAAUCUCGGUGGGGAGUCAGGGGAGGGAGGUGAUGGGGGUAGGGACGAACCCCCACUUUAUAAUCCCGCCUCCCUAACCUUACUCCAGCCCGGAAUGGACCCCGGGGUUCCAAUCCUUUCAGGGACCACCGUAGCAACCCAUGUCUCUCGAGAACCGACGUCUCCACCCGCCCCUCUCCCUCAUCUCCCCACUCCCCUUGGAAGACAAUUCUCGGGCUUUUAUUUCAGGUUUUUUUUUUUCUGAAAAUUUUUUUGUUUUAGGGUUUUUUUUUUUGUUUUGCUUUG